AUGUCCCAGCUCUUCCUGUCGUCUCCUGGACUCACAAUCCAGGCUAUUCAACCAUCGGGGAGACUCCCCGGCCCCGCGACUUCUUCGGUCCUUGAAUCCAACCUGCGCUUUAAAGUAGCGGCCCUAAUUCGGGAGGAGGAUCUUCGGACCCCGCCUCCUCCCCUCGGGGAGCCGCCGCCAGAAGGGUCAGAGCGAGUGCUGCGGCCGCGCGGAGGCAGAGAGAGCCCCUGUCUGGAUUUGUGUCUGUGUCUGUCUCUUUGGGAGAUCGAGAGUUUCUUCUGGAACCCCUCAAACUCUUCGUCUUCAUUGAAGACCCUCAAACAUACAGCUCCAGGGUCUUUUCCUGCAGCCAUGGAGACAUCCAGUGGGGUCUAUGAGUUUGUGAGAGGCUGGCAACUAGACUGGUGGGAUGCCCAUAACUUCUGUGACCAGUGUUUUGCCCAGCUAGCUGUGGAGCCCCAAGAUGAGGCUGUGACUGAGCUACUUCAGAGAAAAGUGCAGGGUCCCAUCUGGCUGGGCCAGAGGACAGCCUUGCUACAGAGACUGCAGCAAAAGCGCACACACAUGCUGCCCACCCUGGUGUUCGGGGCACAGACAGAUACAAGGCAUGCCAGGCUGCUGGUGGGCUUCCCUGCGCUGCCAGCCAUCACAGUCUGCACCCACCUCCAGUGGGACCUGGCCGUGGGCAAGGGGGGCACCAUCUUUUCCUAUGCCGUGCCAGCCUUCUCCAACGAGCUCCUGCUGCGAGGUCUCACCGCCCACGAUGGGCUGGUCCACCUGGCCCUUGUUGUCCAUGGGCACCAUUCCCCCUACCUGCCGGUCUUCCCUGCGGAUGGAAGGUGGCACCAUGUCUGUGCCACAUGGGAGAAGUGGAGGGGUCGCUGGGCCCUUGGGGCCGAUGGUGAGCUGCGGGCAGGAGCCCAGAGCCUUUCCCCGGCCCAGUCCUUGACUCCAGGAGGCGUGUUUGUUAUCGGGCAGGACCAGGACUCUUUGGGGGGCGACUUCAAGAAGGAAGAGGCCUUCAGGGGCAACAUCACCAAUCUGUCUGUGUGGGCCCGAGUCCUGGGCCCGGAGCAGCUGGACAUGGCCCGAGCCUGCGAGAUACCCAGCGAGGGACUGCUUUUUGGCUGGAAUUGGGGGGCCCUAGAGAUCGCCCCCGCCCUCCAGGAGGUUUUGCUGCCCUUCAGGUGCCCCGUGCCUGUAGAAGAAUGCCCAACUUUGGAUGCUGGCAGUGGAGCGCUGGGGUCUGAGCCGUGCCUGCAAUCCCUUCCUUUCCUCUGCCAUUACAGGCCAGGGGUAUAUCAGCGACUAAGAGAAGUCCAGAAAACAGCAGAUGGGGAGUUUAUCAGCCGAGUCAACACUCUAGCCAAUGCUACGGUGCUUUCCAGAGAUGACUUUGCAGAAGAUCCCGGGUCCCUGAGUGUGCCUGAGGCAACCAGCUUCUUGGGGAUCCUGGAACAGGCUCUGGCAGCCCAAGAGACCCCCCUCCAGGCAGCUGACCUGCUUGCUGUGGUGAGCUUCCUGAAGAGAGUUAUUGCCAUCGAGGAAGGAGAGCAAGACCCUUCUGGACAGCAGGAACAUCUCAUCCAGAGCUUCUUAGCAGUGGCUGCCCUACUAUUAGAAGAGCAAACUAAAGCCCAGUGGCUGGAAAUUAAAGAGAUCACCAGAAGUCCUAUGGUUCUGGUGGAGAGCGUGGACCGCAUUGCCGUCAGCCUGAGCCUCCUCCUCACAGCUGAGAAAUCCAAUAUCUCCAUCCAGAAAGGCCCCAUAGGCAUUGAAGCUCGAAGCCUGAACCUGAGAGACUUGGCCAAUAGCGAAGACUACUUCAAGAAGAUUCCAGGUGGGCCAGAAUAUAUCCAAGUGCCUUUUGAGGAAAUAAGAAAACUUCAAGGAAGAGGUCUCUCCAAAGUCACUGUGAUCAACACCUGGUUUGCCUACAGUGCCCUCCAGCACUCCUUGGGUUGGGAAGGGCAGGAAGGUGGCAAGGUCCUCAUUCAAGACGCCUCUAUACCUGAGAAAAGGCAAAAGUACCUACAUACGCAGGUAGGAUCGGCCAUCAUCUCAUCCAUAGUUCUGAUCAACCUUCAGGAGGUGAGCACAGCAGUGCAUUUCCAUCUCCUACACCAGACCCAGGACUUUUCAGAUAAACUUGUGGAGCCUAUCUGUGCCUUCUGGAACUUCAGUACCAGCUCUGAGGCUGGGGGCUACUGGUCCAAUGAAGGAUGUGCAGUGACUGCUCAGCACCCAGAAUCUACCUCUUGUUUCUGCAACCACAGCACCAACUUUGCCAUCCUCUUACAGGUGUUUGAUGUCCAGAGGAGCUCUGAAGAGGAGUCUGUGCUGAAGACACUCUCUUUCAUUGGCUGUGGAGUGUCCUUUUGUGCUCUCAUCACUACCUUCAUCCUUUUCCUGGCUGUUGGGCUCCCACAGUCUGAGAGGACCACCGUUCACAAGAACCUUAUCCUUGCUCUAGCAGCUGCUGAAGCCCUUCUCAUGUUCAGCGAAUGGGCAAAAGCCAAGAAGGUGGUGUGCAUGGUGCUGACAGCCCUCUUGCACCUCUUUUUCAUGGCUGCCUUCACCUGGAUGCUGGUCGAGGGGCUUCUGCUGUGGAGUAAGGUUGUAGCUGUCAACAAGAGUGAGGACGGGAGGAUGAGAUUUUACUACAUGAUAGGUUGGGGUCUCCCAGUGGUCGUUGUAGGUAUCACUCUGGCUUCCUCCUUUGAUGGCUAUAUGGCUGAUCAUCACUGCUGGCUUAGCUUGCGGAAAGGUGUCAUCUGGGCUUUUGCAGGACCUGUCCUCUUUGUAUUGACUGUGAAUACCUUCAUCUUGUUCCGAGUGGUGAUAGUUACUGUGUCCAGUGCCCGGCGAAGGUCCAGAAUGCUGAGCCCCCAACAUAGCCUGGAGAGGCAGAUCGGAGUCCAGAUAUGGGCAACAAUCAAGCCUGUGUUGGUGCUGCUGCCAGUUCUGGGCCUGACUUGGCUGGGUAGCAUGCUGGCACACCUCAGCAUGGCAUGGGCAUAUGUGUCCAUCAUCCUUAACUCUUUCCAGGGGCUGUACAUAUUCCUGGUCUAUGCUGUCUACAACAGUGAGGUUAGACUUGCCAUACAGAGAAUGAAGGAGAAGAAGAAAGCUCUCUUAUUCACAAAUUGUUCUCGGCCAAUAAACUACUCAUCCAGCCCAAGGAACGCAGCUCCCCAGGAGAUGGAGAAAGGUCUUCCUCCUGUUCCUGUCAGCAGGACUUCUACCCCAGCCACAGCCAUUCGGGCCCCACCCCAAGGGAACAUUGUCCGCCAAGGGAAUCUCGGUGCCAAAAUCCCAGUGGGUAUUUCAUCCAUCAUGUCAUCGGAGAAGUCAAUGGAGAAACGGAGGCCCAGGGAUGAGGAAGGUCACAAGAAGAAACCAGUGAGCCCCUUCCCACAGACCCCUAACUUCUGAGUCCUUGAAGAAUACAUGUGGUAGGGAGGAAGGAAGAAAGGACUGAGUUGAGAAGAGCUGGAUUGGAAAUGGAGGGCAGAUUAGGGGCAGACACAGGAUGACAGAAUAUUGAAAGAGGACAGAAAAAGGUUUGAAUUGAGUGAUAAGAGAAGGGAAGGCAUUUCUGGAAAAGGUGGAGGGGUCCUGGCCAAGGACAAUUCCUGGGUAGAAUUUAGAUGGGGAAACUGAGCACAAAAUUCCCAUGGCUGCCCCUGGUUUGGGAUGUGCUAGUAACCCUGUCUUUGAUUUUCAUCCCGUUUUCAGGCAGUGGAGUUGACAGCAUUCAAAUCCUCAGGUAUGAAAUGGGAGGAGGCAGAGACAAAAGCCUUAUUGAGGGUUGGGGUCUGGAGAUUGGGGAAUAAGUGACUUAGGGCCAGAGCUCAGAUUGGGGCAAACCACUCUGCCUUAGAGCUCAGCAACAGCUCCCUACCCCCACUCUUGCCCUGGAAAUUCUGGGGUGAUUCAGAAAGGAGCCUAAUCUGAGGAAUCGGAGCUCUCCCUACCACUCUCUCCAUCUUGUUCCCCUCCCCCCCCAGUUCCUGUCCCCCCUCAAAGCCUCCUCUAUGUAGUUUCAUGCCACAGAUUUCACCAUUAGACCUUCAUUCCUUUAGCUUAGUGCUUUGUCCCCCCGAAGAAGAUUCAGUUGUUGAUUCCUCAGUUGAUUGGUCCCUUUCUAGAAAGCAGGAUUUGUUUUGGGGGACUUUUGUGGGAAAGGCAAGGAGAAGACCCUGGGAACCUUAUGGCUGAUAGAGUGGGUGAGGGAAAUGACUGAAGUGGGGUGGGGGGUAAAAAGGGAGAGGGGAAAAAAGAGUCUAAACUUGAAGAAGAUAAACAAAGCAGUUUUGAGUCUGGCUGCCUUGGCCCCACCAUGCCCCUUUCUUAUUUCCCUUCUGCUAUUUCUUCCCCUCCCCAUUCUCUCCUCCCACAAAAGCAGGAGAUCUCAUCUCCCCCUCCCACCUGCCCCCCCUUGUCACCAAGCACAAGACCUCCCUGCUCUCUACUCUUCCCACUAUACUAUUUCCUUUUAGAUAGGAGGCCCUCCUUUCCCUUUACCCCCAUCCCUCAAAAUUCAGAGAUGUCUUUUCUCUCCUCCCACCUCCCUAGGCUCUCCCUGCUCAAAAGCAGAAGGUCCUUUCUUCCUUCAUUCCACCUCCCCCCAAGCCCAAAGGCGGGAGAUGAGUCUCCUUGGACUGACACAAGAACCACUUAUCCACCUGCUCCCAGUUUUCCUUUCUUGGUCUUCCCCCUCCCCCCUUCCUACAGUAGCCCCUGAAUCCAGAGGUGGCCCAGGUGGAAGAGGAUAUUCAGAGCUGGUGGGGUGCUAUCCUGUUGCCUCCCCCCCCAGGAAAAAAGGCAGCCUUCUUCAGUUGGGAAGGACUGUGGCUGAGCCUGAUGCUGAGGGGGAUGAAUGUGGGGAGGAAGAGGGAGGUGUAGAACCAUGGCAUAGCCCCUCCCCAGUCCCCUGUAGCUAUCUGCUUGCAUCUAUUUGCCCCUGAUGCACAUCACCUGCAGUAUUGUGGGUUCUAUGCAUGAUACCCGGAUAUUUUUGCAUAGAUAUAUAGACAUAUAAUUACCCUUCUAGUCAUCUGUGCCCCCCCACCCCCACCCCAGGUUAACUAAACAAGCCCAUGUCCUAGAUAAAUCUGGAAAAUUUACUGUCCUAAGCCAUUCGGUGUAGCAAGGUCACUAUCAUUUAUCUCCCAGGGAAUUGUCAACUUCUGAGAAGAGCUCACACUUUCCCCUCACCCCCUUCUCUACCAUUUUCCCCUUCCCCCAUCCCUGUC
Messenger RNA from Sarcophilus harrisii (Tasmanian devil), 5258 nucleotides. RefSeq names its product adhesion G protein-coupled receptor D2 (gene ADGRD2). Bases 1 to 3435 code for a protein of 1144 amino acids. The record is from RefSeq and is a predicted model, not a curated record. Gene Ontology annotation, molecular function: G protein-coupled receptor activity. Gene Ontology annotation, cellular component: membrane. Lineage: Eukaryota; Metazoa; Chordata; Mammalia; Dasyuromorphia; Dasyuridae. The transcript is spliced from 24 exons. Gene Ontology annotation, biological process: adenylate cyclase-activating G protein-coupled receptor signaling pathway; cell surface receptor signaling pathway.